Molecule: messenger RNA, 2394 nt
Organism: Notechis scutatus (mainland tiger snake)
Lineage: Eukaryota; Metazoa; Chordata; Lepidosauria; Squamata; Elapidae
Gene: PIGM
Product: phosphatidylinositol glycan anchor biosynthesis class M
Biological process (GO): GPI anchor biosynthetic process
Cellular component (GO): membrane; glycosylphosphatidylinositol-mannosyltransferase I complex
Molecular function (GO): GPI mannosyltransferase activity; alpha-1,4-mannosyltransferase activity
Source: RefSeq, a predicted model, not a curated record
GGUAGAGAGGCUGCCCGGGCCCGCGACGGAUCCCCGGGCGCAGCAGGAAGCCCAGCCCGCCCCGCAGCAGCCGCAUCCCGGCUCCUUACCGGCGGACUCGCCAGCGGUAGAGUAGUGAAGCCGGUCGUUAGGCCGGGGCCGCUCGACCGGAAGUGCUUAUGGGGGACUCUUCCUGUCACGGACGCGCUCCCCCGGCGCGCGGGGCCGGCAGGAAGGUUCCGCCCGUGGUGCGACCCCUGCUGGCCGGGAGUCGAAUGUUCCUCGCUUGAGCGUCCCGAGAGCGGAGUCCGGUCCGCGCUGCUUCUCCCGCCGACGUCCGCGAGUGCCUGCUCAAUUCAGAAGACCACGGAAUAGAAUUCUUCCAGCUUGAACGUUUGUUCUUUGGGCAACCAUGUUGAAACAAGCUCUUAAAUCCGGAUCGCUUCCUGGAUCCGCUUCUCAUCGUGAUCCCAGUCUCGGAGAGCCAUGCCCGGAUCCCCCUCUAAGGCAACGGAUUCUCAAAGGGUUCUUCCGGAGAGACGUUUUAUUCGGCAGUGCUUUGCUAAUCAGGCUGGGCCUGACGUUUUACGGGAUCUACCAGGACAGAACGAUGCCGGUGAAAUACACAGACAUCGAUUACCAGGUUUUCACCGAUGCCGCCGGAUACUUAGCGGAAGGAAAGUCCCCUUACCAGCGGGCCACGUACCGCUACACUCCCCUCCUGGCUUGGAUGUUAACCCCCAACAUUUACGUCAGCGACUUGUUUGGCAAGAUCCUUUUUGUGGCUGGGGAUCUGGUGGCUGCCUUCCUGAUCGACCAGAUCUUGCUCCUCCGCGGGCUGGACAGCCGGACGUCUUGUGGUUGCUGCGCCUUCUGGCUCUUUAACCCGCUUCCCAUGACGGUGUCCAGCCGAGGCAACGCCGAGUCGCUCGUUGCCAGCCUGGUCCUUGGCACACUCUAUUACCUGGCCAAGAAGCAUCUGGUGAAGGCGGCUGUGCUAUACGGCCUCGCCGUACAUAUGAAGAUCUACCCCGUGACUUACGCGCUGCCUUUUGUUCUCUACCUGCAAAGCAACACACAAGGAGCAGAACUGGACAAACGGAAAGGGAAGGGAGCUUGCCCAGGCCACCUCCUUCGGCGGUUCUCGAGCUGGUUCACACGGGACAUCCUGAUCUUUGCCACCAUCUCCGGGGCCACCUUUGCCGCCCUAGGUCUUGCCUUCUAUGUCUACUACGGCUGGGAAUUCCUGCAGCACACCUACCUCUACCAUUUGCUCCGGAGGGACACCCGUCACAACUUCUCACCUUACUUCUACCUGCUGUAUUUGACGGCUGAAAGCCGCUGGAGUUUGGCGCUGGGGCUGGCUGCCUUCCUGCCCCAGCUGCUGCUGCUUCUGGCUAUCUCCUUCGCCUACCACCGAGACCUGGCCUUCUGCUGCUUCUUGCACACGGCGGUUUUUGUGAGCUUUAACAAAGUCUGCACCUCCCAGUAUUUCUUGUGGUACCUGUCCCUCCUCCCACUGGUGCUGCCUUUCCUGCAGAUGUCCUGGGGGCGGGGGGCAGUGUUGCUAUCGCUGUGGCUCCUGGGACAGGGUCUCUGGCUGCUCCCCGCUUACUUCCUGGAGUUUCAAGGGCAGAAUACAUUUCUGCUCCUCUGCCUGGCGGGAUUGGGGUUCCUCGCCAUCAACUGCGCGAUCCUCGUUCAGAUGAUUUCUCACUACCGUCCAGAGCAGGCCUCCAGAAAAAGGAAGCAGCUGUAAGUCGGCCUGCUUCUUCAAGGCUACGGAGUCACGUGGAUCUGGUUGAACGAAUCAUCAUCAUUUAAUGACCCCAUAAUCCCUUGCGGGGUGGAGUUUGGGCAACUGAAUGGAGACUAGCAGAGCAGUUUAAUGGCCGGAUGCUCUUCCUGUCGCUGAUGCGGAGUUUUGCUCAGCUGAUGUAUUCUCAUUGUGCCCAGAGAAAGAAAUAUCUGCUUCUAUCUAGGAUCAAACUCACAGCCUCCUGAUUGUGAGGCGAGAUCUCCACCUCAAGGCCAUUCCACUACACAUCCGGUUGAACGAAUGAACACAAGAAAUAAAGUUGGUUUGAAAAGAGUUAAGGGAUGAAUAGAAUUUGAGGAAGGGCAGAGAUACUGUUCCACAGUGGCAAACUAAUAAUUUCUAAUGAACAAAUUCGAUUCAAGAUUUGAUUCACGGAAUAGAACGUUUCUAAGGCUUUGUGGUUUUAUAGAUAACUUUUUUCACAACCUUUGUCCAUUCUGAAUAUAUACCCUGUAUGGAUAUAAAAAGAAGAAGAAAAAAACGUAUUACACCAAAAAAGGCUGUUUAGAUGAGAAAGGGUGUGUUGAACUGAAACGGCUUGCUGGGAUUUUAUCUGGAUUUGGCUGAAACCUACGGUUGCAAAUAAAGGUUUUAAA